Molecule: messenger RNA, 2081 nt
Organism: Caenorhabditis auriculariae
Lineage: Eukaryota; Metazoa; Nematoda; Chromadorea; Rhabditida; Rhabditidae
Source: the annotation of a GenBank genome assembly
AUGUUCCGACCAUGGAUACGGUCUUCGACUGGAAAUGAAGUAGAAAAAAAUGAUCCUAACGACAAGUGUUCGACUUCCUUUGAAAACUUCUGGAAGUUCACCGCGGUGUGUACUCCAGAGCGCAACGUGUUUUAUCAAGCUUAAAUUUUCUCCAUUAAGGAAUGAAGCUUUCAUUUAUUUUUCCUGUCUUGAUACUCUGCAUACCGGGUUUUAACAAGUUUCGAAAUGGUUUUGGAAAAACUGAGAAAGCUGGGUUGGAGAAAAAAAAAACCCAAUUAUUUGCUAAUUCCGCUGUUAGGGUUGUGAGGCAAGUUAUCUGGAGUGCAAAGUUUGGUUCAACUUUCCAGCUUCAAGAUUUUGCCGCUCAUAUUUUUUUUCGAAGACUUAAAAUCGAAAGUCGAUCCUUCUCGCUCUUUCAAUUAUUAGUCACGAAUAAGAAAAAAAUCUCAUCGUUUUCCUCCUUCUGGGAUGAACUCUCGAUUUAACUGAUUGGUUUUUAAAUGGUUCAAAAAAAGGGAAGCAGGAUGUUCAUGGCUUUUAAAUUUCUGCUCAAAAAGUUGAUGGCUCAAAUGAACUGGAGAUAGUCAAAAAACUAUAUUAGCUCGGUUUUAAGGAUAAUUGAGGCAAGAUAAGACUGCUAAGAAGCCUCGGAAUCCAAUUUUUGUAAUAAUUGCUUUUUCUCCGAAAACUAGCAGCAAAACCUAAUAAAAAAAAAUGUUUGUGUCCCAAUCAAUAAGUACAAAGGAAAAUUCAAGUCGAUACAAGAAGAGGAGAGGAGCGAGCCGAGUUGGAUGGGGCGCACUUGCGGCUUGAAAUUAUUCUUGGCGCCAAUAUUUUAUCCGACAGACUGUCAUUUUGAUUGUCUUCCAUUCUUGUUACUCGUCGUCCGGACAACGCCUCAUCAACUUUUUAUCCUCGAAGUGUGCUGUCUUUUUUUUCUGUUAUUUUUCCACAGCUCAAACCUAUUCGAUCCGAAAGAAAUCACAAGUUGGUUUUUUAAUAUGUGUCUCAACUAAAGACGAUGUUCCAAUUGAAACUUUUAUCCACGAAUUGAAAUUGGAAGCAAUUUUAAAAAUUUCGAUGUCCAAUAUUGAUAGCUGCUGUUGAGAAUAGUAAAGCGGCUUCAGCGUGACCAAAAAUGUUAAGUAUACUGUCGAGAUUUUUCCGCCAAACAAGAUAUAAGCGUUUGAGGCGAUUUAUGCAUACCUCUUUCGAAAUUGGCGGAUUUAUAGAAAAUUUUUUUAAAGCAUUUUUUUCCAAUAAAAAUCCUGCAAGAAAUCCAUUUGAGAUUACAGAGAUUCAAAAAAUUAUUCGAUCAACUCGAUAAUGAGUUGAGGUUUUUUUUAUUUGCGUUCUCUAUGGUAUACUUCAAAGUACGUCUUAAAUUGCAUUUGGAAAACGUCUUUUCAAGACAUUUACUCGAUUUUUUAGAUGACCACUGACCAGGAAAACGAAGAUUUCAUCAAGAUGGCAGUUAGAUCUCACGUGUGGCUCCAAAGAGCAGAAAGAAACUUUCGUAUGACCAGCUCCCUGAAUGCUCAAAUCGAAGUCCAUCGUCUCCAGAAGUUCAGUCUCGAGAACAAAAAAGACGCGAUUGAAGGAGAAAAAUUGCGCAGAACGCCCAGUUUUGUGGUUCGUAAUUUGUCUUGUCUUUGAAAAUUGAUCGAUUCUGACAUUGUUCCCUUUUUGCAGAUCUUGGCGCCUGAAAAAGAAGCGAUGCUGGAGGCUGCUGAUCUUCUGAGUCUGAAGGCAAUGGCGGCUCAUGCGAAUCUGCAAGACACCAUUAAGAGGGCCACCAAAGUCAUAGCCAACCUCCCAGCAGACAAGAAGAGAAAAGAUAAUCGGAUGCGCCUUUGGACCUACGAGCUUGAAAAAGCGCGUGAGGAAAAUGCUUAUGCUUUUUAUCAGAUGCAAGAUAUCAAGGACUUGCUCCGUCAAAUGGUCCAGAAUACUGUGAGUUUUCAGAAAGUUUUACUGCGGACAGUUACUCAUGUGUCUUUUAGGUUAUCGAGAACCACAGGGACAUUUCAUUGGCCAAUGACACAAAUGACGCCGCCGGGUCCUGCAAUUCUGUCCAAUAG